CUGUUACUGAACUAUCAGCGGUGGCGCAGGGAGAGUCCUGAGAUCAGCCGCUGUCUGUCCCCCUCCUCUGUGCUCGGCCUCCUCAACACAACGUACCACGCUGUCCUCCCCCAGCGGGACCACAGCGGCAGCAGGGUGCUCAUCUACAGGAUCGGACAGUGGGACCCAAAAGACUGGUUGGCCUUCCAGGUGUUCAGUGUCAGCCUGAUGACAUCAGAGAUCAUCUCCAUGGAAACGGAGACACAGAUGCAGGGUCUGAAGGCCAUUUUUGACCUGCAGGGAUGGAGUUUAGGCCACGCUCUGCAGGUUAACCCUUCCCUGGCCAGAAAGAUUUCCUCUGUGCUUUCGGACUCUUUUCCACUGAAAGUCCGAGGUAUCCAUCUGGUGAACGAGCCAAUGUUCUUCCGGCCCGUGUUCGCCAUGAUCCGCCCUCUCCUGCCGGAUAAGAUCCGAAAGAGGAUCCAUAUGCACGGUGCUGAUUUCCAGGACACUUUGAGCGACUUCUUCUCACCUUCUGUCCUGCCUCCAGAAUAUGGAGGGGAGGGGCCUGGCAUAGAGGGGGUGUGUCAGGCCUGGACCAAUCAGCUGCUUCAAUCAGAGAAGCUUCUGCAGCAGAUUGCCAACCACCCAACAGGUGAUAUCACCAUCCCUCCUGAGGACUGCUGGAUCUCAGAGAGUGGAGGCGUUCACACCAAAAAAAUCCGGAAGUAG
Notothenia coriiceps (black rockcod) is the source of this 711-nucleotide messenger RNA. It is a transcript of the gene ttpa, whose product is annotated as tocopherol (alpha) transfer protein. The transcript is spliced from 4 exons. Gene Ontology annotation, biological process: vitamin E metabolic process; vitamin transport. Gene Ontology annotation, molecular function: phosphatidylinositol bisphosphate binding; vitamin E binding; lipid transfer activity. The annotation marks the transcript as partial. The record is from RefSeq and is a predicted model, not a curated record. Gene Ontology annotation, cellular component: late endosome; membrane. NCBI's taxonomy places the organism in Eukaryota, Metazoa, Chordata, Actinopteri, Perciformes, Nototheniidae.